Molecule: messenger RNA, 1472 nt
Organism: Suricata suricatta (meerkat)
Lineage: Eukaryota; Metazoa; Chordata; Mammalia; Carnivora; Herpestidae
Gene: CERS4
Product: ceramide synthase 4
Exons: 10
Coding region: 27-1208 (393 amino acids)
Biological process (GO): ceramide biosynthetic process
Cellular component (GO): membrane
Molecular function (GO): DNA binding; sphingosine N-acyltransferase activity
Source: RefSeq, a predicted model, not a curated record
UUUUCACCAGACCCUGUGUCCACAGGAUGUGGUCCAGCUUCAACGAGUGGUUUUGGCAGGAGACGUUAUGGCUGCCGCCCAACAGCACGUGGGCUGUCCUGGAGGACCGCGAUGGCCAGGUGUACGCCCACCCCCGGGACAUGCUGGCGGCCCUGCCCCUGGCACUGGCCCUGGUGGCCAUGCGCUUCACCUUCGAGCGAUAUGCCUAUCUGCCCCUGAGCCGGUGGCUGGGUGUGCGAGAUCAGGCCAGGAGGCCCGCGAAGCCCAAUGCCACUCUGGAGAAAUACUUCCUCACAGAGGGGUGUAACCCCAAGGAGCCCCAGAUGGCCCUCCUCGCUGCCCAGUGCGGCCUCACGCUGCAGCAGACCCAGCGCUGGUUCCGGAGGCGCCGGAACCAAGACCGGCCCUGCCUGACCAAGAAGUUCUGUGAGGCCAGCUGGAGGUUCACGUUCUACCUGUGCGCCUUCUUCGGUGGCCUCUCGGUCCUCUACCACGAGUCGUGGCUGUGGGCCCCGGUGAUGUGCUGGGACAAUUACCCAGAUCAGCCCCUGAAACCCGGCUUGUACUAUUGGUACAUCCUGGAGCUGAGUUUCUACGUCUCACUGCUGAUCACGCUGCCCUUGGAUGUGAAGCGCAAGGACUUCAAGGAGCAGGUGGCCCACCACAUCGUGACCAUCACCCUGAUCGUCUUCUCCUACAGUGCAAACCUGCUGCGCAUCGGCUCCCUGGUGCUGCUGCUGCACGACGCCUCGGACUACCUCCUGGAGGCCUGUAAGAUAUUCAAUUACACGCAUUGGCGGCAAGUGUGCGACACCCUCUUCAUCAUCUUCUCCGUGGUCUUCUUCUAUACGCGCCUCGUGCUCUUCCCUACACAGAUCCUGUAUACCACCUACUACGAGUCCAUCGCCACCAGCGGCCCCUUCUUUGGCUACUACUUCUUCAACGGCCUCCUCCUGGCGCUGCAGCUGCUGCACGUGUUCUGGUCCUGCCUCAUCCUCCGCAUGAUCUACAGCUUCACCAAGAAGGGCCAGAUGGAGAAGGACGUCCGCAGCGACGUGGAGGAGUCCGAUUCGAGCGAUGGGGAGGUGGCCCAGGAGCCUCCGCAGCUGAAGAACGGGGCAGCCCACAGGCCCAGGGCGGCGCCCCCGGACGGGCCUCGGAGCAGGGUGGCCGGGCGGCUGGCCAACGGACACACGCCAGACACGUAGCCGGGCGAAGACUGGCCUCCAGGGCCGGCUCCGGGUGCCCUGCAGCUCGGAGUCCCCGGGGCCAGCUCUGGAGACGGGGACGGCUCUCCCCUGGGGGCGGGGGCAGGGCUGAUGAUCCGUCUCCAGCCCCUUCUUCGUGCCCACCCUUCCCUUCCCUUCCCUUGGGCAACUGGACAGCGCUGGGGAGGGCGGGCAGCAGCCCGAGGGAGCCACCUCCAGUCGGAAAGGGGUCCAAUAAAACUUGAACGGAGCCACCUUCUCUGA